AUGGUGCUGUACUCCUUCUACAUCUUCGAUCGCCACACCGAGUGCAUCUACAGCCGCCGCUGGACACCCACCCGCCCCGCCUCCUCGUCUUCCAAAGCACCGCGCCCGACCUCCAACGCCUCCACCCUUUCCGACCCCAAUGGCGAUACCACCGCCGCCCAGAAGGCCAAGUACGCCGACGACGAGAAGCUCAUCUUCGGCCUCGUCUUCUCGCUGCGCAACAUGGUCCAGAAGCUGGGCGGACAAGACGACACCUUCUUGAGCUACAGGACCGGCGAAUACAAGCUGCACUACUACGAAACGCCUACCCGCAUGAAGUUUGUCAUGCUCACAGAUACCAAAUUAAACAACUUGAGGCCGUAUUUGCAUCAGAUAUGGGCCAACCUAUACGUUGAAUACGUCGUCAAGAAUCCACUGGCCCCUGUAGAGCACCCGGGAGGCAUUGGCGUUGCGAACGAGCUGUUUGAGAGGGCCCUCGAGCUGUUCGUCACUUCCGUUCUACCCGCGUGA
Molecule: messenger RNA, 510 nt
Organism: Didymosphaeria variabile
Lineage: Eukaryota; Fungi; Ascomycota; Dothideomycetes; Pleosporales; Didymosphaeriaceae
Gene: bet5
Product: Trafficking protein particle complex subunit BET5
Exons: 2
Coding region: 1-510 (169 amino acids)
Biological process (GO): endoplasmic reticulum to Golgi vesicle-mediated transport
Cellular component (GO): TRAPP complex
Source: RefSeq, a predicted model, not a curated record